AUGAACUCAACACAAAAUCCUUAUCCAUCUAUUUAUAGAGUGAGCCAACUUUUGAUGAGUUUUGUUCCAUGUCCAAAUUUAAUAAUGCACAAAGAGUAUCCACAUGCUCCUGAACCCCCAAUUUCAGCUAAUGUUGCACAGCCUCCGCCUUACGGUGCAGUAUCACCACCACAGCAGCAAGUAUUUCACCUUGGCGGAACUCAAUUUGUUCCCCCACUACAAGAUUAUAGGGGGGGACCGGUACCGGCACCUUACCUUUAUCAAUCUUAUAGUGGUGCACAACAACAACAACCAGUUAUCAAUGUCCAACCAUCGCAACCUGAAGUUAUUGUUGUGCAAAAUCCAGUUUUCGGUUCUGAACCCCAAAACGCGAGAUGCCCGCACUGCCACACCGAGAUGUUCACUAGAACCGAGACAGCUAUUACUCCUAUGACACAUACUAUGUUCAUUUUAUGCUGCCUUUUUGGUUCUAAAACCAGUGUGGUUUGA
Messenger RNA from Copidosoma floridanum, 489 nucleotides. RefSeq names its product lipopolysaccharide-induced tumor necrosis factor-alpha factor homolog. NCBI's taxonomy places the organism in Eukaryota, Metazoa, Arthropoda, Insecta, Hymenoptera, Encyrtidae. The record is from RefSeq and is a predicted model, not a curated record.